AUGGCAGAACCAAGGUGCACCUUGUCUGAUUAUGAAAGACCUCAGUUUACUGGUGAGGAAUUCAGUGUGCAUGCUCCCACCGUGCCUGCUAAUAACUUUGAAAUCAAAGCAAGCACAAUUGGGAUGGUCCAAAAUUCCGUACAAUUUGAUGGACAGCUCAUCGAUGCUGCAGCAGGGGGGUCAUUGAGUAGUAAAACCCCUGAGGAUGCUGAAAUCUUGAUUGAAAACAUGGUUGAGGCCCUGACAAAGAGAUUCAAUCAGUUUGUGUUCGGUACGAGCUCAAAUUCUGGUGCAAUUUUGUCUUGCGAGACUUAUGGGGCCGGGCAUGCUACUGUUCAGUGCCCAAUUUCAAUAGCCUCAGAUGCCCCAGUUGAGACAGUUGAUUAUGUUGGGGGAGCUCCCAGAGGCCCGGGGAAUCCUUAUGGAAACAUAUAUAAUCCGGGGUGGAGGAAUCACCCAAAUUUUUCUUGUGGUCAACAACAGCAACAUCGGCCCCCGCAGCCACAGGGACUUCCACCUCAACCUCUCCAGCAGCCCGAGAAGAAGUUCACCACUGAAGAUGUGUUAGCAAGGUUUAUGAUCAAUACCGAGGCAAAAUUUGUGAACAUCAACAACCAAUUUGCUGAAGUGGGGCAACUUUCUAGGGCAAACUCGGAGCGACCGCCGGGUAGCUUACCUAGUAACACUGAAAAUAAUCAAAGGGAGCAUUUGAAAGCCGUCACUCUCAGGAGCGGGAAGCAGGAUGAAGCACGAGCCGAGGAGGGCUCAAGCACUAAACAUAAUGGGGUAGCCGCACGGGAAGACCCUAAGCCAUCUGAGAGUGAACUUGAAGGGGUAAAGGAAAAACAAGAUGAAGCAACCAUUCAACUACAAACACCAAGGAUACCCGAGUACAAGCCGGUGAUCCCCUAUCCGGCUAGGCUGAGGCAAGAUAAGGAUGAGGCUCAAUUCAGGAAAUUCCUCAAUGUAUUUAAGCAGUUGCACAUAAAUAUCCCUCUUGUUGAAGCAUUAACUCAGAUGCCCAAGUAUACAAAGUUUAUGAAAGACCUGCUGACUAAUUAG
Messenger RNA from Dioscorea cayenensis subsp. rotundata (Guinea yam), 1062 nucleotides. RefSeq lists its product as uncharacterized. The transcript has 4 exons. The record is from RefSeq and is a predicted model, not a curated record. Bases 1 to 1062 code for a protein of 353 amino acids. NCBI's taxonomy places the organism in Eukaryota, Viridiplantae, Streptophyta, Magnoliopsida, Dioscoreales, Dioscoreaceae.